GAACCGGUGGCGCAACCGAAGGUCCCAGCGCCUCGACAAGAUGGAGAUCUUGAACCUGCAGUCGAGCUUACAGAACGAGAUCCAGGCCAAACAGCAAAUCAGUGAAGAACUAACGAAGUCCAAGGCCAAUCAAGUCGCGACGGAGAACAAGUUGCAAGAGUACGAAACGGAACUCAGAAAGCUACGCGAAGAACUGAAACAGAUGAAGGACUUUAGGCUUUUAGCUGGUGACAAACACGAAACUAAAAUGAUAGUGACCAACUUCCAGGAACACCCGCACCAGAUGUUCUAUUCAAUGCAGUUUGAGUCGGCCAACGAGAGCGAGGUGGACGAAUCCAGCGAGGAAGCGUCGUCCAUAAACGACUCCCGGACGACCUCCCACACCGACCUGCCCAGCGAGCUCGACCCCGGCCCGUCCAGUUCGGAGACGCAGUCCAUCCGGCUCUACGCCGAACCCGCGUUGGACCCCCUCCUCUGGAGCGCAGACAAGGCCCUCCCCUCGAAAUCUGCCAACCAACCGAAGGGCCACCAGUUCUUGGUCACGACUUUCUCGUCCCUUUCCAAGUGCUCCCAGUGUUUCUCCUUACUGCUCGGGAUCCAGAGACAAGGGGUCACUUGUCAGAGUAAGUACACUUUUCCGAUUUCAUUUCCCUCAGUUUUUAUUAUGUAUUCUUGGCCCGAAGUGUCACGCA
Molecule: messenger RNA, 692 nt
Organism: Octopus bimaculoides (California two-spot octopus)
Lineage: Eukaryota; Metazoa; Mollusca; Cephalopoda; Octopoda; Octopodidae
Product: serine/threonine-protein kinase Genghis Khan-like
Source: RefSeq, a predicted model, not a curated record